Molecule: messenger RNA, 1645 nt
Organism: Salvia hispanica
Lineage: Eukaryota; Viridiplantae; Streptophyta; Magnoliopsida; Lamiales; Lamiaceae
Product: Core-2/I-branching beta-1,6-N-acetylglucosaminyltransferase family protein
Cellular component (GO): membrane
Molecular function (GO): glycosyltransferase activity
Source: RefSeq, a predicted model, not a curated record
CAGCCCUUCACACUCUCUCUCUUUCUCUCUCUCUCUAAAACUUUGAGUUCGCUUCACAAAUCUCAAAACCACCCAAAACCACCGCAUCGGAACCCUAGCGCGCCACCUCCAUCGCCAUGAAAUCUCACUUAUCUCUCCGAUAAACCUCAUAAAUCUCAAAUCAAACCUCCAAAACACACACUCAAACUGAAGAGGAGAGGAAAUUCAUCGGCAGCAAAUGGCGAUUUCCACAACUUCAUCGCCGCUGGUCCCCGCCCUAAUCCUCCUCCUCUCUCUACCAGUCCUCUUCUUCUUCCUCGCUCCUCGAAUCCUGCCGCCGCGCCAAAUCUCCAUCUCCGCCCCGGACGAGCUCGACGACCUCUCCCUCUUCCACAAGGCCAUCGCCAUGGACUCCGCCAAUUUCUCCCGCCGCCUCCCCGCCGCCAGAUCGCACCUCUCCGCCGGCCUCCGCCGCCCUAAAAUCGCCUUCCUCUUCCUCACCAACUCCGACCUCCAUUUCGCCCUACUCUGGGAGCGAUUCUUCUCCAAUGCCACUCGCAAGCACUACAACAUCUACAUCCACGCCGACCCCUUGGUCAAAAUCGCCCCCUUCGAAGGCGUAUUCAAGGACAGGCUCAUCCCCUCCAAGCGAACCCAGCGAUCCUCGCCGACUCUCAUCUCCGCCGCGCGCCGCCUCCUCGCCACGGCGAUGCUCGACGAUCCGUCCAACGCCUACUUCGCCCUGAUCUCGCAGCACUGCGUCCCGCUCCACUCGUUCAACUACCUCUACAAUUUCCUCUUCGAUUUGGGCAGGUUGUCGCGGAACUUGGAGUUCUCGAGCUACAUUGAGAUUCUCGACAACGAAUCGAAUCUAUGGGAUCGGUACAACGCUAGGGGACGGAGUGUGAUGCUCCCCGAGGUCAAUUUCGAUCAAUUCCGCGUCGGAUCGCAGUUUUUCGUGCUCACGCGAAAGCACGCGCUGAUGGUGAUCAAGGACAGGGAGCUGUGGCGGAAGUUCAAGCUCCCUUGCUUGAAUGUGGAGUGUUGUUAUCCAGAAGAGCAUUAUUUUCCCACGCUUUUGUCAAUGCAGGAUCCAAAUGGCUGCAGCCACUAUACACUGACGAGGGUUAAUUGGACGGAUAGCCACAAUGGCCAUCCCCACACUUAUCACCCUCCCGAGUUGUCGGCUGAUCUAAUUCACACUCUCAGGGAGUCGAAUUUGAGCUAUUCACAUAUGUUCGCGAGGAAAUUCUCGCCGGAUUGCUUGGAGCCUCUGAUGGAUAUGGCGGAUGAGGUUCUCUUCAAGGACUAAUCACUUUGCCUUCGAAGAAGGAACAUCGAAGGAAGUCUUUUCGAAGGAAGGACGUUGAAACCGGAGUGGGAUUAGGUUCUUUAAGUGGCUGAUAAAAUAAAUGCCCUAAACCUAAGUAACCCCAUGGUUUCCAUCUCAAGCAGAUUUAAGUGUCAUUUUAAUGUCUAGGAAAGCAAACUAUGUUUAUUGUGGUGUAAUUUGGUGGUGUGAUGCUUUUAUCAAUGGUGGUUGAAUAUGGCUUUGUAAACAUCCAGCAAAAGAUGGAGUGGGUGGAAUUGUGAUUUUUGGCCCCUUUUGUUUAUAUUGUAAAUAUGUACUACUAUGAAUUACUUAUAUGAAUGCCUAUUUCUUUUC